GGAUCUUCAAAAUGGCAUUAGCGGCAAUUGAUCCACAGCAGAACGUUGUCUCAAGGGUUGCCAACCUUCCCUUGGUGAGCUCCACCUAUGACAUGGUGUCCUCUGCUUACAUCGCCACGAAGGACAACCAUCCUUAUUUGAAGUCUGUGUGUGAGAUGGCGGAGAAGGGAGUGAAGACAAUUACUUCGGUGGCCAUGACGGGUGCUCUGCCUAUCAUCCAGAAGCUGGAGCCGCAGAUUGUAGUUGCCAACAACUAUGCAUGUAUGGGUCUAGACAAAAUUGAAGAGAGGCUGCCUAUACUGAAUCAACCCAGUGACAAGGGUGUUGCCAAUGCCAAGGAUGUAGUUGUUGGAGCCCGGGAAGCUGUAACAACCACUGUGACUGGUGCCAAGGAAACUGUUACCCACAAAAUCACUGGAGUUGUGGGCAAGACUAAAGAAGCAGUACAAGAUAGUGUUGAAAUGACUAAGUCAGUUGUCAAUGGCAGCAUUAACACUGUCCUGGGGAGUCGUGUGGUGCAAAUGGUUAGCAGUAGAGUGGAUAGUGCGCUCACUAAAUCGGAGACCUUCGUAGACCAGUAUCUCCCACUUACAGAACAGGAGAUAGAGCAAGAAGCUGCAAAAGUUGAAGGAUUUGAAGUUGGAGUUCAAAAGCCAAGUUACUAUAUUAGACUAGGAUCCCUGUCUUCAAAGGUCCGUGCACGUGCCUACCAACAAGCCUUAAACAAAGUUAGAGAUGCUAAGCAAAAAAGCCAGGAGGCAAUCUCUCAGCUCAACCACACUGUUAAUCUGAUCGAAUAUGCCAGAAAGAACAUGAAUAGUGCCAAUCAGAAACUUCUUGAUGCUCAGGAAAAACUGUAUCAAUCCUGGGUAGAAUGGAAGAAAAAUACAGGCCAAAAUGAUGGUGAUGAAUCGCAUAGCGCUGAGCACAUUGAGUCGAGAACUCUAGCUAUCGCACGAAGCCUCACUCAGCAGCUGCAGACCACGUGCCUCACGCUGGUCUCAAGCAUACAGGGGCUUCCCCAGAAUGUGCAGGACCAGGUUUACAGUGUUGGGUCAAUGGCAGGUGAUGUCUACCAGAGCUUUCGGUCAGCAUCUUCCUUCCAGGAACUGUCAGACAGCUUCCUUACCACUAGCAAAGGACAACUGAAGAAAAUGAAGGAGUCUCUGGAUGAUGUGAUGGAUUAUCUGGUUAACAACACACCGCUUAACUGGCUGGUAGGUCCCUUUUACCCACAAUUGGCUGGUAUUCCGCAUGCUGAGAGCGAAGGGGAGGAAGAUUCCAGCCAGGAAGACAAACAGCUUGAACACAGUACUGAAUAAAUUGCAUAGCAUACAUGUACUCUGUAGACUGACCAAACAAGUGACUCUAACAACUGUAGCUGUCAAAUAACUUCGGAAGAAAAUUGAUAUGUGGGAGUGAGGGAAAAUGACAAAAAG
Messenger RNA from Tinamus guttatus (white-throated tinamou), 1439 nucleotides. It is a transcript of the gene PLIN2, whose product is annotated as perilipin 2. Gene Ontology annotation, biological process: lipid storage; positive regulation of triglyceride storage. NCBI's taxonomy places the organism in Eukaryota, Metazoa, Chordata, Aves, Tinamiformes, Tinamidae. Gene Ontology annotation, cellular component: cytosol; lipid droplet. The record is from RefSeq and is a predicted model, not a curated record.